CAAACAGCGAGUACUCACUCGACUCCGUUCGAGCUGCGUACAAUACAUGUACACAGGAUUCACGUAAAUCGGCAGGCCGGUCGGAUUGUAGAGCCACCUCGCGUUGCGUUUCUUGCUGGGACAAGGAAGAGUGUCAGCAGAGGGUAGAUCGACCGAUGGAGAGACACAUACAUACGGAGCAGUACAUGCGCCACCAGCCCUUCCUUCUGUAGUCUCUCUCUCUCUCCAUCUCGGCCAGGGCGUCCUCCCUUCCCCACACCCCUCUUUGCUUGCUUCUUUCCUUCUCCCUUUCACCCUUUCCAGUUGCCCACGCUCCCAUCUUUUUCACCAUCUCUCCUCCCAUCCCCUCCUCCCCUUGCCCUCCGGCCGCCCCCUUCCCUACUUGUACCAGCCCCUCUUUUCCAGUUUCAUCCUCUCCCUCCAAUUCCACUACUCUCUCUCUCUCUCGCCCACACCACACUCGGUGUGUGGGAGAGAGAGGAGGGAAGCAGCCUGGCUUUCUAGAGCUGCAUGCCUACAAUUCAGUACUGGUACUCUCCGCAAUUGCUAGUUCUACUAGUUGCCCUCCCUAUACAGUUCUACAAGUACGCAACCGCUGCAGGUAGCUAGCAGGGAACCAGCCGGCCGGCCAUACUAGUUCCUGCCUUGCUUCGGUGGCUGCUACCUGCAGGCGGUCAGUCCUUCCACGAACCGCCGCGUCCGCCGCGGCGGGGAAGGGGAGGUGGUGGCGGCGCCCGGUGCCAUGGAGACACCCAUGCAGCAGCAGAACGAGGGUGGCAGGUCCCAGUACGGGACCCUGCCGCCGCCGGACAUGGGGCCGUUCUCGCCGCCGGCUGCUUCCGGCCCCAUGCCGCUCAGCAGCAGGCGCCCGACGACGCAGCCGCAGGCACCGCAGCAGCAGCUGAGGACGAGCUGCGGAGAAUUGGCCGCUGCAUCUGGGGCCAGCGCCGGCGGCUUCCCGGACGACGAGAUGCUGGGCGACGCCGGCGCCGGCGGGUCUGGUGCGUCCGGCAACCGGUGGCCGCGCGAGGAGACGGUGGCGCUCAUCAGGAUCCGGUCGGAGAUGGACGCCACCUUCCGAGACGCCACCCUCAAGGGCCCGCUGUGGGAGGACGUCUCCAGGAAGCUUGCGGAUUUGGGCUACCAGAGGAGCGCCAAGAAGUGCAAGGAGAAGUUUGAGAACGUGCACAAGUACUACAAGCGCACCAAGGAAGGCCGCGCCGGGAGGCAGGACGGGAAGAGUUACAGGUUCUUCUCGGAGCUAGAGGCGCUGCAUGCAGCCGCGGCGCAGCCACAGCCGCCGCCGCCGCAGCUGUUUCCGCCAGCAAGCAGCGCCCCACCGCUGCACGCCUUCGCAGCUCUAGCAUCUACGGAGCCGCAGAUGAGUACAUUCCCGCAGCCAACGCGGCCGAUGCAGCCGGCGCCCAUAUCUUCGGCGGCGCUGAACCCGGCGCCCGUGGAGCUGCCCCCGGCUCAGCCCCUCAACAUGCAAGGUUUCAGCUUCUCGUCCAUGUCGGACUCGGAGUCGGACGACGAAUCCGUGGACGACGACAUGACGGCGGAGACGGGCGGCAGCCAAGACCGCCUCGGCAAGCGCAAGCGCAGCGGCGGCGGCAGCAAGAAGAUGAUGUCUUUCUUCGAGGGGCUCAUGCAGCAAGUCGUCGAGAGGCAGGAGGAGAUGCAACGACGGUUCCUGGAAACUAUGGAGAAGCGGGAGGCGGAGCGCGCGGCGCGGGAGGAAGCGUGGCGCAGGCAGGAGGUGGCCCGCCUCAACCGCGAGCAGGAGCAGCUCGCUCAGGAACGCGCCGCCGCGGCCUCCCGCGACGCCGCAAUCAUCGCCUUCCUCCAGCGCAUCGGAGGGCAGUCCGUACAGCCCCCUACCGCCGUCGUCGUCCCAAUGCCAGCUCAGACCCCACCGCCUCCAAAACAACCUCCUCGGCAGCAGCAUCCACCGCCGCCGCCGCCAUCACAGGCGACACCGCAGCCGAAGCCAAUCUCAGCGGCGCCACUCCAGCAGCAGCCGCCACAGCAGCAGCACAAGGAAACGUCGCACCACGACGUCGGCACGCCGCGUAGUAAAACCCCGACGUCUGGCGCGUCACUCGAGCUGGUGCCCGUCACGGAGCAGCACGUCGAUUCCGGGUUAGGAGGAGGGGAGGGCGUGGCGGCUUCCUCGUCGCGGUGGCCCAAGACGGAGGUGCACGCGCUCAUCCAGCUGCGCAUGGAGAUGGACAUGCGCUACCAGGAGACAAGUCCCAAGGGCCCGCUCUGGGAGGAUAUCUCUGCCGGGAUGCGGCGGCUGGGAUACAACCGGAGCUCGAAGCGGUGCAAGGAGAAGUGGGAGAACAUCAACAAGUACUACAAGAAGGUGAAGGAGAGCAACAAGAAGCGGCCCGACGACUCCAAGACCUGCCCGUACUUCCACCAGCUCGAGGCCAUCUACCGCAAGAAGCACCUCGGCAGCGGCGCAGCCGCCUCCGCAACCAAUGUCGUCGUCGCUGCCGCUCCGGCCCUCCCUGAGCCGCUGAACCCGAGCCCGCACGAGAUAGAAGGGAAGAACAUCAACGAUGACAAGGGGAACAACGGAGGAUCAGGUGGAGGCGCUCAGGUGCCGACCAGCAACGGAGAGACAGUCCCGACGACGACAACCGCAUUCGACGUCGACAGCGGCAUGAAGAAGCCAGAAGACAUCGACAGGGAGCUGACGGAGCAGCCGCCCCUGGAGUUCACGACGGACGAGACGGACAGCGACGACUACACCGACGACGGAGAGGAAGGCGAGGACGACGGCAAAAUGCAGUACAGGAUACAGUUCCAGAGGCCGAACCCGAGCGGCGCCAACAGCUCACCAGCACCGGCAACGACGACAGCACCAGCGGUGCGGACCUCGGCUCCGACGAACACUUUCCUCGCCGUUCAAUAGGGGCGCGCGCGCGCGGCACCCCCCCCCCCCCCCUAAACCGUACGUAUAUGCGUUCAAAACAAAAACCUGCGAGCAUCGCUAUCACCGAUUCACCGUCAUCUCCUUCACCAGUCCACCACGCACCAUCAGUCCAUCACCAAACAACACUGUUUCUUGUUCAUCCUGUAAUUCCCCCGUGCCAUUCCAUUAUUUAUUGAUUUGUUUAAUGUAAUAAGGGUUGUUCGUUUUUUUAAGCCAAAAUUUGGUCAGAGAUUAAAUCGGAUUAGUAUUAAA
Phragmites australis (common reed) is the source of this 3196-nucleotide messenger RNA. Its product is annotated as trihelix transcription factor GTL1-like. The transcript is spliced from 3 exons. The coding region runs from base 743 to 2923 and encodes 726 amino acids. Lineage: Eukaryota; Viridiplantae; Streptophyta; Magnoliopsida; Poales; Poaceae. The record is from RefSeq and is a predicted model, not a curated record.